Messenger RNA from Funneliformis geosporum, 348 nucleotides. The record is from the annotation of a GenBank genome assembly. NCBI's taxonomy places the organism in Eukaryota, Fungi, Glomeromycota, Glomeromycetes, Glomerales, Glomeraceae.
AUGAACAAUUAAAGAAAGUUAUAUCACAUAAAGAAUCUAAACAACGUGAAUUACGAAAUGCUGUGACUGAUUGGCUUAUAACAGAUUCUCACUCUUUAAUUCAGCAAAUGGGAAAGCCGCCAUGUUAUGUAACAAUCAAAAGAGAUAUUGGUUUUGGUUACCAAGUUGCAUUUCAAGCUAUAAAGGAAAUAAUUAUUCAAACUUGUGAUACAGCUGCUAUAACUACUGAUCUUUGGAUUUUUCGUGCAAAAUCUGGAUAUAUUGGAAUUACAUGCCAUUGGCUUACAGAAAAAAUGGAAUUAUAUGAUGUAUUGAUUUGUGUUGAACAAAUCAAUUAUCCACAUACUA